This is a messenger RNA of Varroa destructor (honeybee mite), 6625 nucleotides long. RefSeq names its product Calcium and integrin binding family member 2 (gene Cib2). Gene Ontology annotation, biological process: calcium ion homeostasis. The record is from RefSeq and is a predicted model, not a curated record. Gene Ontology annotation, molecular function: calcium ion binding; magnesium ion binding. Lineage: Eukaryota; Metazoa; Arthropoda; Arachnida; Mesostigmata; Varroidae.
AUGAUUAGUGCACAAAACACCAGGAACAAUUAAUAAGAAAGUGUGCUGCAUUGGUGUUGCAUUUGCAUGAUAACAAAUCCUGUAAAACUAUACUACAUAUGGCAUCUGCUUAAUUUUUUUUCGAAUUGCGCUUUUUAAUCUUAAAAGUACGGUCUUCUGAGAGGGAUGGUAACCCCCUUCUAGCCAAAGUUCUUUCUUUUACCCAAUGCGAUUUGCCUCAUGGAACUAACUCUGUGGGGGAGUUCGUGUGGAUCUCUAAGAUGAUUAUACGGGUGUUUGGAAUUCUUUGGGCGCGCAAGUAUGUGGUUAGGUCAAGAGGUAGAUUUUUGCAAACCUUUUUUUUUCAUGGCUUACUCAUGUGAAAAUGCUUGCGGAUGUACACGUGCAGUGCUUAUUUACCGGGUGGCUCAACUACAAUUACAUUUGUCCGAAACUGGUUCUACCGGAGAAAAAAACUGGUUUCAAUAAGGAUGUAAACAUUUGCGCAGUAAAAAAGUGCCAACGAUGCAAUAAGUUUUUUUUUUUUUCUAUUAGCCCAAAUUGACACUCUACAGGCUUGUAAAUGAGCAUGGGACUGGAGAAAAGGCAGGUUCCUGCAUAGCUUAACGGAAAAUCUAUUAUAGACAAAAACGAGGUAGAAGCCGGAGUUAAUCGACGUUAUCCAAAAUUGCAUUUCUGACGAUCGACCUAUUUCGAUUAGGUCGUUAACGAGACAACUUUAUGUGAUUAGGGCUACGAUGUCGCCAAAGACUUUAGAUGUACGUCGUAUGUUACAAAGGUCAAACGGACGCCCUUUCUGGCCAAUAAAGCCAAGGAGUUUCUUAAUUUUUUUUCAAUAGCAAAGCAACCGUCGUUUUUUAUUUUUGUCGGACAAAAAAUAUUUUUAUUUUCGAUCCCAAAACGAUCGUUAGCUUACUCACAAUUUAGAGGUCGGCUCAUGUAAUCCGGUUAAUGCAACACUGGCCGCUUGAACGCAUAUGGUCACAGAACAGCCCAGGUUGAGAUUAUCGUGUAUGGUACGUGAUUGCGUGAGUUCAAAGAAUUUGGACAUAGUCGAUAGAGAGUCACUCGAGAGAGGGUUGGCAUUUUCUAGAUAUAGUUAUCUUAUUUCGAUUCCGACCGAUGACACGUACGGUAUGUCGUUUCAAACAUGCUAAUUACACGUUUCUCUAGUCAAGUUUUUUCGAACAUUACCAUCAUCAUUUAUUUUUUUUUUAAUCAUUUUACCAGAACAUUUAUGAUCGACGAACGUCUUGCUGAAAAUUACAAUAGCACUAUUUGGCCGCCUUUCGCUAUAUUAUACUGUAACAGUAUGUCUCACCCUCACAUCGCAUAUAUAUAUGUAUAUUGCAGUUAUACUAAAAACGUACUAUAACAGCCCACUUUUUGACAUUCCUAAUUUCUGCUUUGUUGAUUAUAUGCAAGCAUCAACACGUUCGCUUAUACUAUGCCGACCCAUACUAACGGAUUCAAUGCUCUAGGGUUUGUGUAUAUUCCUUAAGGGCGACCGAGCUCUUUUCUGUCAUUCCUGCACAUCUUUAAACUAUAUUUUCCUUACAUCUUCGUUCUCCUUUUUCUAUAGGCUGCCUGAUCUGGGUACUUCUGAACAUCUGUUGUACGUUCUUUCAAAUUGUUUAGAUUCUAUAUAGUGGUUGUCUGCCUGAAACGCUUUCGUAAGCGAUACUUUCCACAUUCUUAUAGAUCUUUUCGCCAUUCUGACCUAUGUGGCCUGAUGAUCUUUUUCCUCUCGAACUUCCGUAACGUUCACUCUUUCUGCGGACUGUUGCAGUGCCUGUUUGAGUUUCUCUCCAAAUAUCGAUGAGUCGUAUGUCCGUGUGAAUAUUUACUGAAAUGUCAGCCUGUCUAAUAUCUAUAGUAGUACUUAGAGCAUACAAUGCCAUGAAGUGUUUACGCGAAACAACUCUCUUUGAGUGUAUAUACAAUGCAGCUUUCAUAAACGUAAUGCCGCGACACGAAACACACAAAUAAAAACUCUCGUAGCUCGUAAAGAAUCGACUUUUAAAACGUUUUCUAGGGCGUUCCGAUAAUGACAAGCACUUUGUACAAAUCAGCGUUAAUGCUUGUCUAUGACCUAUGAAAAGUUUCUUUGGCUGAAUAUUAAUUAAAAAGUGGAAAACCCCUUUGUAGAACCUUGCACGGUCAUUUAUUUAGUUGUUUGGUUAUUCCAACUCACCCUUUGUUAUCGUUCGUAAGCACUCAAAUGUGCAAAAGAUAAAAAGUACGAAUUUAAGUUACUUCAAGUACCAGCACUUCUGCAGUAUUUGUGCUCCCAUUUCACGAAUACCAUUCUCUAAAAUCAGCUUCAAAGCCCGCUUUUGCAAAAUGCUCAAAAGUAAUGCUCAAGAUGUUUGGGUUAUAUUUUUUAAAUUACGUACUCGUUAAGAAAUACGCAUUUUAGGAGAACGCUCAAGCAAUACGGUUUCUUUAUGUUUAUAGUUUAUCGCUUACGUUUCUUGGUCGUCAAAAGAGCCGACCUUGCAAACAGAGAGCGAUGCGAACACGCGAACGAGUGUGUACAUAUAUAUCCACAAAUGAUAAUGCAGCACUCAUCUGCAAUCCGUUUGUAAGGCAACAUGACAAAAUCUAAAAUCGUCUUGACGGUGCACGACGGGCUAUACGUAUCACGUAAUCGAAGCGUAAUACCACGUGGCCUUUCCAGCCCGCCUUUUUAAAAUCCGGAAAAACAAACUUUCUAGUUAGGCCUCAAGGUCAAAUUUGAGCCGGGUGCAGCCUAGCUGCGUAGGAAGUGAAGCACACUUUAGCAAGACAAGUACCACUUGUUCAUACGUGAUGGCUUCCGCAAUGCUGUUCAUUGACUGAGUAAACGUAAAAAGAAAAAAUAACGAGGUAUAGAACGUUCUUCAAAAAAUAGUCGAUCGUUUCUAAUUGAUCCCGUGACUGUCGUCACGGAGAAGAUGAUCUUUAUUCAUAUACGCGAGCUACUUUUGUCUUUGGAUUUCGUAUUGGAGUCAACCAUUGCGAUGGACACCUUACUUUUGACAUCAUUGUCUAGCAAGAAGAACGUCCUAGAGCGUUUCGAAUCCAUAAGCCUUUCACUGAAAGAUGAUGAGUAGCUUGUGAAUAUUUGAACAGCCCUUAAUAACGGUUCCGAGUAAAAUUACUUGGCAGCUGAUAAUGUCGACCCAACACGGGCGUCUGCCUCUGAAAUCUUCUUGCAGCAGUAGCAAGAUAUAGACGAUGAAGGGCUAGUUCACUGGUUGAAUCUGUCAUCCGAUAAGAUUCAUUUGAAGACAAAUGUCAUUAUGGCUCAAAUGUUAUUAUGGCUGUAAGUAACGUGUUUCGUAAACGCGCAAUCUACGCAAAACUGUUUCUAAAUACGACUCACGUGAUGCCAGCUUUGACAUACAAGAAUUACCUUAAUCGUGCAAAUUCUUUCCGCUGUACACAGAUUUAUAUAAAUUCUGCAAAGUUAGAAAAAUGCCAGUGUGGAAAUCUACUCUCAGUAAGUGCUUGCUAAAAAUAGAGAAGAAAAAAGCAUGCUUUAGGGUUGGGCUACUUGUGAAAUUUUCCGUUUAAUCUCAGCCGACAUACGAACAGGCGAAACUUAUUCCUCAGGAUCUGGGGUCAAGCGACAUUUUCGGUCUCAUCUGAUGCUGUUUACUUCACUCAGCUUCCUAACAGCAUUCGUGCUCCUGUUUUACGGCAAAUUUGGGUGCAUCUUGCAAUAUCUGUUGUCCUACCUCGACCAUCGCUACGAAUAUAUGGUAAUGACCGGUGACGAGGGUAGAACCGUCGAGGCGUCCGUGGAGAAAAUUGAAAAGAUGCCCGAGUUUAAAGAAAAUCCCUUUCGUCGACGGAUUGCCGAAGUCUUCUCGGAGACGGGCAGUGGAAACGUUUGCUUUGAAGACUUUCUCGACAUGCUCAGCGUAUUCAGCGAGGCCGCUCCUAAAAAUAUCAAGAUGUACUAUGCUUUCAAAAUUUAUGAUUACGACAACGAUGGCAAACUCGGGCCGAAAGACAUCGAAUUGGCAACGAUCGCUCUCACGAAAAACGAACUAACUCCGGAUGAUAUCAAGGUGGUCAUCGAAAAAGUUUUGGAUGAAGGAGAUAUUGACAGCGAUGGCCAUCUUUCUCAAUCGGAGUUCGAGCAUGUCCUCAACAGAGCGCCCGAUUUUGUCAAUUCGUUUCAUGUUAGAGCAUAAUUCAGGUCACCCCAACAAUAACCUUAAGGACACAGCAACAUUGUUGACCCGGUGCCUUACGAUCCUUCGAUAUUCUUCAGACAUGUCAACGAUAUAUAAUAAAUUUACUGCUCAGAGCAUUUCCUACGGGUGAGCGCAGCUCCAGCGCAAAUCAGGAUAUUCAUUGCGUAUAUAAAGUAACUCAGAUAAAUAACCCAUGCAGGAACACGCAUAUAUAUACGCGUGUUCUUAUAUAUAUAUAUAGCAACUGCUUAUUAUCUGUAUUCCUAUUAUAAUACUUGCCAAUUGCUAUUAGCCAUCAUGAGUCCACGCAGCAUUCGUCUGUCCCUCGUGCGCUAUUCUUUGGCACAAGGUACCUGAAUGGUCCUCACAUGUUUGAUGCAACGUCUUCGGCUGGCCACCCUAUUAGCUGUUGCACGCCAUCUUCACAGUUUCUUAACGGAGACCUAUCGCUUAGUAUACAUUUCACAAAAUGCAAAAUAUACGAUUAAUGCCAAGUAACUAGUUCUAGUUGGAACAAAUGAUUAUUGAAUUGACUGAUGAUUCAUUGGCGGUUUAGGGCUGCGCACCUUCAUAUCAUCAAGAAAGAUCCCAUUCUACUGCUAAGAGAUGUUCUUCUUUGCCAUUUGUGUUGCAAUCGCAUUAGUAGUCAACGAUUACGUGCGUGAACAACGUGCUUCUCGCCGCAAUUGUUUUUCGAUCUACGUGGAUGCCAGCCACGCUUAGUUCGGCAAAGAGAAAAGGGACUGGUAUGGCGCAAGCAGACACCUGCAUACUUUACGCGUCGGGCAUGAAAGACGAAGUAAGGCACACUGUGCUUUACUAUCAGGCACUAAAUGGGGUCAGAGAUAAGCAAUAAAGGGUAGCGUAAAAGGAAUGGUGGAAAUGAUGACGAAGAACAGGGGAAACUGGAAUAAGGUUACGACCUUCUUUGACGACAUUAUUGAAAAAAGGAACAGCUCGAAAGGAUGCGCUGCAAGAGAACAAUAGAAGGACAAGCUCGAGACGAGCAACGAUCCGAUGUUCUACAUUUGGCCCUUAUGGCAGAGCGGGGCACAAGACCUGCCCGGGAGUUAGCAUACCCGUGGAGGAGGGGAGCCUGAACAGAGGAUGAACCGGAACAGGACAAAGGGAAUAGUAGCCCAACGCCUGUUCCUACACGCUGUGGUUUCGAAGUGAUAUUAAACUAUAUUGCGAACCAAAGCCCAAGUCUUCGAGGGGUCCGGGGUUUAGUGAGUGAGAGUCCCACAGAACCAGAUAAACGACACAGUUGUGAAGUCUAGUCACUUUGCCCUCAACGUCUAAUAAAAAAAAGUUGCCGAGAUUCUCCUCGUUUCAGAUUUAGCUUCUGUCCUUGAUCUUGAACGAUCGAAUAAACGUCCUGUUGUAAAAUGUGUUUUCUGUUUUUUUUUUCUAUUUUAGCAGACUUUUAACUGCCCAGCUUCCCGCUACAAUGUUCCAUAAGCUUGUCUUCCAGUUCUCAGCUGGUACAGGCAAAAUUCAGAAAGCAACGUUUAUCUACAAUGAUAGUGCGUUACUUUUAUCAGUUGCCUUACACCACUGCUAUUAUUGUUUAUCUGUUUAUUAUCUGUUUCUAUAAUAUAUUAUUCUCUAACAAUAUAUUAUUGUCUGUUUUUCACGCUACGAAUCGCUUCCUUAAAAUCAAGAGUUUUCCACCUACAGGCUGGUCUCUCCUCCUAUAAGGUCCGUCCAUUUGAAGUCUUCGCUAAAAAGCUGCCAUGUUGGCUAAAGUGAUCGAAUCAAUGUUCUUAGUUUCAGAUUUGGCACGUGCUGUCAUGCAUUACUUCAGGUCACUAGCCCAGCGUAUAGAACGAAGUGCGUCUGCCCAAGUUCGGUUUCAAGGCCAGACCACCUCACUGCCGUUAUUAGAUGUGUUUUUGCUGCUAUAUGCAUCCGAUUAGAGGAAGUAUAUUGCCUUCGCUCUUUACAAGAUUGUGCUUGGUUUUCUAGCGAAUCCAGGUCGGUAAAGCGUAAAACACAAUACGUUGUUUUUUCUUUAUGGGUACAUAGUAGAUCAUCAAGUGUGAUAGACAUGAUCGCUUUCGGAUCACAAGUCGAUCGGAAGGAAAUCCAUUAUCUCUAUUAUGCGCUGUCAACUACAGUUACAACUGCUCGACGUUCGGAUUGUUAGAGCCAAUUGCUUUUAUUUCAUUAAUUCGUUUUUUCUUUCGGCUGAAAUAUAUAUGUAUAGCAUUUCAACUUGCCUUAUUUACUUUAUAAUCGUGUUGUUAAUGUUUUUUUUCAAACCUCAGUUACUUCGCGCUUGCGCGUCAAAGUCGACUUACUUAAGUACUGAAAUAUCGACACAUUCCAAGAGACGCCCCUUUUGUCAUUUCAUAUACUGAAAAAAAACACAUCAUGUUAAAAAUCACUAGCUUAUAAAAGAAUAAACCGAAUAAAAGUUCCAUAAUUAAAAAAAG